AUGAAGUAUCGCACGGCUUUGUUUAUAUAUGGCGACGAGAAAAGCGUUUUUGAUGGAAUUGGCGCCCAGGACGUGUUGACAGUUCCGGCUUCUAAAAGUUCCCCGCUUGCCCGCGAAGAUCGCAUUGAAAUCGCCUUUUCUGAGUUAAAAAGCGAGUACAAGACAAUUUUGGAGAAACUGCGUUUGCUGAACGUGCAAUUGAACAAGAAUCGCUCAAUCAAACCAAAACAGACCAUCUUCACGAGUCACGAGAGUCAGCCGGCCGGAGUGCGCAUAGACGUGGCUCCACAGAGCGCGCGAAACAUGGAUCACUACAAACAGCUUUCCGAUCUCGCCGUGCAGAUGAUCUCCAAGCUGAUCCACGUUGAAACAGAAUGCAAGCCGUGGUUUUUCGAAGAGUGGUACAGAGGAUACAUCUACGAAGAGCCCCAGAUUGACGUCGCUUUCCUACAGAUCUGGAAAAGUCUCAUUGGCGGCGAUAUACCGGUGACCACCAAGGAUCUGAGCCAGGCGGCUUCAUUUGAGCUUGUUUUGGACUCGGAUAAGCUCAAGCUGUUGCUUUAUUGGCCGCUCGUUGAUGAGCCAGUUGUUUUCAACCGUUCUUCUUCCCACGAGGUCGGGGUCUUUUAUCUGGACUCGUUACCGGGAGACACCGAUCUGAGUGUGAAUGGGGUGCGGGUUCGCGGAGAUUCGAAGCUUGUGCCGACAUCAAUGUACCUGAACCUGUUUGACUCUCAAAUCCCAGACAUCUAUGCAAAUCACACGUUUGUACAGCCCACGGGACUGCAUCCGACAUACAAAGUGAGCUUAUCAAAAAAUGCCGAGCCCCCCCACCCAAGUUGCCGAUUGAUGUUUGACCUUGAUGUUCCGUCCACGUUCAUUGCGGACGAGUUCCAAUUGGAGUGGUCCAAGAAGUACUUCCGUAAUGUGGUGCUGUACGGCCACAGCGACCUGGAACUGCCAAGCUACAAAGUUACCGAAAGUUGCUCUUUGCGGCUGGAAUUACAGCCGGAUAUUGUGGAGUUUGAAAUCCCGCUGCAUUUGCGUUACGGUGAACCAAAAGGUGGUUCACAGGAGAUUGGGAUUUCUACGGGAGACCUUUAUUGGGACUGCGAAACAGAUUCGGACACAAGAUUGCUCAUUCAGAACAGCUUCAUGUACGAAAACAGAAUAGCCGAACAGACACAUUCCCAGCUCUAUCACAUUGGAAGCACAGGUGCCAAUCAUUUGGUUGCAAAACUUGCAGUGGCCGACCUAGCCGACAGCUCUUUUGUGGAGUCAUGGACUCUGCUUUUGGUAACCAUUUGUGCCCUUUUGAUUGGAAAAGCAGCAUGGAAACUGUGA
Molecule: messenger RNA, 1344 nt
Organism: Ogataea philodendri
Lineage: Eukaryota; Fungi; Ascomycota; Pichiomycetes; Pichiales; Pichiaceae
Exons: 1
Coding region: 1-1344 (447 amino acids)
Biological process (GO): protein processing; GPI anchor biosynthetic process
Cellular component (GO): glycosylphosphatidylinositol-mannosyltransferase I complex; endoplasmic reticulum membrane
Molecular function (GO): mannosyltransferase activity
Source: RefSeq, a predicted model, not a curated record